Molecule: messenger RNA, 2181 nt
Organism: Gadus morhua (Atlantic cod)
Lineage: Eukaryota; Metazoa; Chordata; Actinopteri; Gadiformes; Gadidae
Product: CMP-N-acetylneuraminate-beta-galactosamide-alpha-2,3-sialyltransferase 2
Exons: 8
Coding region: 220-1212 (330 amino acids)
Biological process (GO): sialylation
Cellular component (GO): membrane
Molecular function (GO): beta-galactoside (CMP) alpha-2,3-sialyltransferase activity
Source: RefSeq, a predicted model, not a curated record
AUCCGGUAUUUCGUGCGCAAGGUUCACUAUGGCGAUGAAUAACAUCCCAUGGCAUUGUUCCCAGUCUAAGGGAGGCGGCUUGCAGACAAUCAUAGAGGCAUCGAAAAGAGACAAUUGCAGAGAAGAAGACCCUAGAGCCGUCGACCUCCAGGGAAUCACAGCAGGGCUGAGAGACCAGCCCCCCCCUCCCAGACAGAAGCCAGUUCACUAACCACAACCAUGCCCGGAAGGAGGUGUUUUGGGAUCAAGAUCAUUGUGCUGAGCGUCCUAGCGUUCACCACGCUGCUGUUCAUCUACCCCUUCCCGGACACCAAGCUGCUCUUCAAGCAGGCUUCCCGCCUGCUAGAGGGGCCCUCGGCCUCGGAUCUGUGCGCGUGUCCGGCCCAAUGUGUGGCCGAGACGCAGGGCCACCAAUGGUUCUCUGAGCGCUUCAACAGAUCUGUUUACCCUCUCCUGACCAAGGAGAACUACACGCUGCCUAAGGAUGCCUUCAACUGGUGGAUGAGGCUGCAGUCGUCGCGCAGCGGCGCCAACUUCAGCCAUGUGAUGAAGGAAGUGUUCUCCAUGUUCCCGGGCGAGUCUCUGUACCGGGACGCAGGCCCCGACCGCUGCCGCAGCUGUGCUGUGGUCGGCAACUCGGGGAACCUCAAGGGCUCUUAUUAUGGAAGGAUGAUCGACUCCAACGACCUUGUCAUAAGAAUGAACCAGGGUCCUACCCAGGGGUUUGAAGACGACGUUGGGGCCCGUACCACCCACCACCUUAUGUAUCCCGAGAGUGCCAAGAACUUGGACCCCGAAACCAGUCUCGUGCUGAUCCCAUUCAAGAUCCUUGACCUGCAGUGGCUCCUGAGUGCCUUCACCACUGGCCAUAUUAAACAAACAUAUCGACGUGUCCUGCCGACGAUACAGGCAGAUAGAGCGAAGGUGCAGAUUUACAGUCCGGUGUUCAUGAGGUACGCCUAUGAGAACUGGUUGGACAAACACGGACGCUAUCCCUCCACCGGCUUCUUCAGCUUGAUGUUUGCACUGCACAUAUGUGAUGAGGUGAGCGUGUUCGGAUACGGGGCGGACAAACGCGGGAACUGGGACCACUAUUGGGAGCACAACGCCGGGGCUGGCCAGUACAGGUCUGUGCACGGCGGUGACCACGAGUACAACAUCACGCGGUACCUGGCCACCACGAACAAAAUCAAAAUGUAUGUUGGCACCUGAUGCCAUGUCAGGAUAGGAUAGCCUCCCCCCCCCCCCCAAAAGGGCUUAAUAGGGCAUAUAUUUAUGACACGCUCCUGACCCUAGCCCCCCUGAGGAAAAGAAAAAACUCCCUUAGCGAGCAAGCAAGAAAACUUGAGAAGGAACGAGAAUGGGGGAUCCCCACUUCCAGGGAAGGUUAGGAGGGCAAUGGGUGCCAUAAUUGUGAGAAAAAUCUAGGAAUCUAGGAGUUCAGUUGUAGUCACUGCAAUAUGCCAGGCAUCCACAACACACUAAAACAGUCAGAAUAAUGAAUUAGAAGGGGAAAGUGCAUCCAAAAAAUGUAGACCACUGCUAAUUUGAGUACACAAACAAACAAGAACAAACAUGAAUGGACACAAUCAGAAACAGAAACAUUCAUAUGAUCAGACAGACACUGACAGAUUUCAUUCUCGCAUUGGGAUUCAGUGCCGGCAUCAGUAUCGUUUGACACCCCUAUGUUCCAAACGAAAGACACAGGGGCGUAGCCACCAUUGGUCAGAGGAUGGCCACCCCGCUGUCCCCGCGAGCCUGGAAGAAAAUAAAUCCUGAAAAGAAUUUCAGGAUUUCGGGUUAGGGUUUGUGGUCAUUCUACUUUUUCUACAUGGACUCUUGAUGUGAAUUGGGACCUAUUUUAUUGGUCCCAAUUUACUGGUAUGUUGUUUUUUAUGUUUUUGACUUGCCUUAGGACAACGGAUGUAAAUUAGCAACUAAGCUAACUCCGGCAUAUUUAUAUUGAUGCUCUGGCUGACAUGUUGGUUAAUGUGCAAUGUCCUAAUCAAAUAAAUAAAUAAUAAUAAAAUAAAAUAAAGAAAGCUGAAAUAUAUGCAUUAUUAUUUUGAUCUAAUUUUGACUUAUUAUUUUUAUUUAAAGUCUUAUAUUUUCAUAUUAUAAAUAAAUAUUGCACUUGAAAUGCUACGGUUUAAUUGAAUAAAUUAUUGCCUAAAAUGACAA